GAAAAAAAUCCUUGUCAAUCUUGUACGGGACUUGAUUCUGUCAGAUCGCUCGUUUUUUUUCCUGUCUCGACCAUUUCUCAGAACCUGUCCAACAAUAUGAACACAGAUAGCAUUGAUGGGCGUCUACUAUUCGCGAUCCCGAAAAAAGGGAGGCUCUAUGAUAAAUGUCUCUCUAUAUUGGCCGGCGCCGACAUACAGUUUCGGAGAAACGAUCGACUCGAUGUCUGUCUAGUGAAGAACCACCCGAUUGCACUUGUCUUUCUUCCCGCAGCGGACAUUCCCUCCUUCGUCGGACAAGGCAAUGUCGAUCUCGGUAUAACAGGCCACGACGUCAUCCUCGAGGCCAAGAUGCAAGAACACGUCACCCAAGUUCUCCACCUCGGAUUCGGCAAAUGCAAACUUCAAGUCCAGGUUCCCGAAGCGGGGCCCAUCAAACACGUGCAGGACCUCGCGGGAAAACGUGUCGUGACGAGUUUCGAAGUUCUCGCAGGUGAGUAUUUCGGGAAGCUGGAUGCGGACCUUGGGCUCGACGGGGAGAAGCAGACUCACAUAGAGUAUGUGGGUGGGAGCGUAGAGGCUGCGUGUGCCCUGGGUCUGGCGGACGGAAUCGUUGAUCUCGUGGAAUCCGGAGAUACAAUGCGUGCGGCAGGCUUGCACGCAAUUGCAACUGUUCUCGAUACAGAAGCCGUCCUCAUCAAGUCGACCGUUCCUAAACAUCCUGCUCUUGAUCCUCUCAUUUCCCAAAUCACGAGUCGGAUUGCAGGAGUCGUCGCAGCGAGCAAAUACGCCAUUUGCCAAUAUAAUAUAAGCAGGGAUAAAGUGCCCGAAGCUGUCGCUAUUACCCCCGGGCGACGAGCUGCCACUAUCGCACCUCUGGAAGAAGAGGGUUGGGUAGAAGUGAGCAGUAUGGUCGAGAAGAAGAAGAUAGCCGAUAUCAUGGACGAGUUGAUGAAGAUCGGUGCAGAAGAUAUAUUGAUUUUCGGCCUGGACAAUUGUAGAGUCUGAUUCGUCGAGCAUUUACUAGAUUUCAGCCUAACAUUCAUAGUAUUAAGCUAUACUUAGAACGCGGUUAUAGAAUUAAAGAGUGAACAAAGAAACAAGUAGAC
This is a messenger RNA of Guyanagaster necrorhizus, 1106 nucleotides long. RefSeq names its product ATP phosphoribosyltransferase. Lineage: Eukaryota; Fungi; Basidiomycota; Agaricomycetes; Agaricales; Physalacriaceae. Gene Ontology annotation, molecular function: magnesium ion binding; ATP phosphoribosyltransferase activity. Gene Ontology annotation, biological process: L-histidine biosynthetic process. The coding region runs from base 97 to 1005 and encodes 302 amino acids. The transcript has 7 exons. The record is from RefSeq and is a predicted model, not a curated record. Gene Ontology annotation, cellular component: cytoplasm.